UGUAUAGUCAGGGCUUCUGCUGGGCAGGGCCAGCUGUUAAUCCUCCAGGCGGACACCGGGGCGUGGGGGGGGGAGAUGGGGCAUAUAGGUGGCGUCCGCUGGUGAGAAACACCUAGCGCAGGUAAAAGGGUGGCGGCGAGAGGGAGUUCCCACCUGUUGCGUUUUUCCAGAAAUGAAGACUUAAGAAAAUACCUAGGAGGGGCCGAUCGGUGUCUUUCGGACGCGCCUGGAAACCCCACCCUCGGUCAGAGGAAAAGCCCUUGGGCUGAGAGGCAGGAGCUUCAGAAAAACCGAGAAGAAAAGCAGCUCCUCCGCGCGCCGGGUCCUCGGCCUCGCACUCCUGCGCCCCGGCCGCGGCCCUUCGCCCCGCCGCGCCCUCCCUCCCCGGCCUCCGGGUGCCUCGGCCGGCGACCUGCCCCGGAGUCCUCCCAUGGCGCCAGCUCGAGCCCCAGGCUCCCCGAGCGGGGCCCUCUGCCGGCAACUCCUGCUGACUCUCGCGAUCUUAACAUUUGCCUGUGAUGCCUGCAAAACAGUGACACUACAUGUUCCCUCUAAACUAGAUGCUGAAAAAUUAAUUGGUAGAGUUAACCUGAAGGAGUGCUUUAAAUCUGCAACUCUCAUUCACUCAAGUGACCCUGAUUUCCAAAUCUUAGAAGAUGGUUCAGUCUAUACAACACAUGCCAUUCUUUCGUCCUCAGAGAAGCGCUCUUUUACCAUAUUGCUUUCCAACACAGAGACCCAAGAAGAGAAGGAGAUACCUGUCCUUUUAGAGCAUCAAACAGAGGUACUAAAGAAAAGGCAUUCUCAGGAGAAAGUUUUGAGACGUGCCAAAAGAAGAUGGGCUCCUAUUCCUUGCUCAGUGCCUGAGAAUUCCUUGGGUCCAUUCCCACUUUUUCUUCAACAGAUUCAAUCUGAUACAGCCCAAAACUACACUAUUUACUAUUCCAUAAGUGGGCCUGGAGUUGACAAAGAACCUCGCAAUUUAUUUUAUGUAGAGAGAGAUACUGGAAACCUGUUUUGUACUCGUUCUAUAGAUCGUGAAACGUAUCCAUCGUUUGAGCUAGUUGCCUUUGCAACAACUCCGGAUGGAUAUACUCCAGAAUAUCCAUUGACCCUGGUCAUCAGAAUUGAGGAUGAAAAUGAUAACUACCCAAUUUUUACAGAAACAAGUUACGUUUUUAAAGUUUUUGAAAACUGCAAAAUUGGUACUACCGUGGGACAGGUUUGUGCAACAGACAAAGAUGAGCCUGACACCCUGCACACGCGUCUAAGGUACUCCAUCAUCGAGCAGUUUCCAGCAUCACCCACCCUCUUUUCUAUGCAUCCAACCACAGGCGUGAUCACCACAUCGUCAUCUCAGCUAGACAGAGAGCUAAUUGAUAAAUACCAGCUGAAAAUUAAAGUACAGGACAUGGAUGGUCAGUAUUUUGGUUUGCAGACAACUGCAGCUUGCAUCAUUAAUAUUGAAGAUGUGAAUGACAACUUGCCAACAUUCACCCGUUCUUCUUAUGUGGCAUCCGUGGAGGAGAAUAGAAUUGAUGUGGAAAUCUUACGUGUUGCCGUUCAGGAUAAGGAUUUAAUCAAUACUGCUAAUUGGAGGGCUAAUUAUACCAUUUUAAAGGGUAAUGAAGAUGGAAAUUUUAAAAUUGUAACAGAUUCCGAAACCAAUGAAGGAGUUCUGUGUGUGGUUAAGCCACUGAAUUAUGAAGAAAAACAGCAGGUGACCCUGCAAAUUGGUGUAGUUAAUGAAGCUCCAUAUACUGGUAGUUCAAGAUCAACCAUGAACACAGCAACAAUCACUGUUAAUGUGCUAAAUCAGGAUGAGGGCCCUGAGUGUGACCCUCAGGUACAAACUGUUCGAAUGAAAGAAAAUGUACCAGUGGGAACAAAGAACAUUGGCUAUAAAGCAUAUGACCCGGAAACAAGAAGUAGCAGUGGCAUAAGAUAUAUGAAGUCAAGUGAUCCAGAAGGGUGGGUCGAUGUGGAUGAAAACUCAGGAGUAAUCACCAUUUUGAAAAGACUCGAUAGAGAAGCCAGAAGUGGUGUAUAUAAUAUUUCAAUCAUUGCCUCAGACAAAGAUGGGAGAACAUGUAAUGGAGUACUGGGGAUUAUUCUUGAGGAUGUGAAUGAUAACGGCCCAGUCAUACCUCAGCGGACGGUGAUAAUCUGUAAACCUGUCAUGUCGUCGGCCGAGAUUGUUGCUACAGAUCCAGAUGAACCCAUACACGGCCCACCCUUUGACUUCAGUUUGGAAGGUGCUUCUGAUUCAGAGGUACUUAGAAUGUGGAGACUGACGAAGGUUAACGGUGUAUCAGCACGUCUCUCCUAUGUGAAUGACCUCCAGUUUGGAAAAUAUACAGUCCCUGUCAGAGUUACAGAUAGACUCGGCCUGUCACUUGUCACUCGCUUAGACGUGAUAUUAUGUGACUGUGUUACCCCAAAUGACUGCAUCACUCGCUCAGGUCCGAGUGAUGGCACCAGAGAAGUGAUACUUGGAAAGUGGGCCAUCCUUGCAAUAUUGUUGGGCAUAGCACUGCUAUUUUGUGUCCUAUUCACCUUGGUCUGUGGGGCUACUACUGGGGCAGCCAAAAAGCCAAAAGUAUUUCCUGAUGAUUUAGCUCAGCAGAACCUCAUCGUGUCAAACACUGAAGCUCCCGGUGAUGACAAAGUGUAUUCCACAAAUGGUUUCACAACCCAUGCUGUGGGUGGCUCUGCUCAGGGAAUUUGUGGCACCCUGGGAUCAAGAGUGAAAAAUGGAGGGCAAGAGACCAUCGAGAUGGUAAAAGGAGGGCACCAGACCAUGGAGUCCUGCCAGGAAACCGGGCAUCAUCACACCCUGGAACGGUGUAAGGAAGGUGGACAGCACACUCUGGAUUCCUGUAGAGGAGGACCAAUAGCAACCGACAACUGCAAAUACACAUACUCCGAGUGGUACUCUUACACCCAGCCCCGUCUCGGUGAAAAGGUCCGGCAGUGUGAUCAGGAUAACACCCAUAUGCAAGCUCAAGACUAUGUCCUGACCUAUAACUACGAAGGAAGAGGAUCAGCAGCUGGAUCUGUGGGCUGUUGCAGCGAACGACAAGAAGAAGAUGGACUUGAGUUUUUGGAUCAUCUGGGACCCAAAUUUAGGACACUUGCGGAAACAUGCAUGAAGAGAUGAGUUCCUUCUAAAUGGUCUACAAAAGUCAAUGGUUUAUUGUUGUUGUUGUUUUUUUUUUUUAUAAGCUAAGAUUUUUUUAAAAUAUAGAAGAUGCUAUAUUUGGGGCUUUUCCCCUUAAUUUUGUUGGAAUCUCUUUAGCCAAAUGCGCAUUCACUGAGGGAUGCUGUAAAUAACUACACAAAUUUCCUGGCUUUUUCAUAGUGUUUAGUUACUUAUCUUCCACCUAAGGACACCUGCAGAUAGACAAGAAAGUCUGUGUUAUUGUUUACAUUUGGGUAUAAUGACAGCAGCCAAUGUAUAGUGCAAUACAAUGUAAUGAAUUCACGUGUAUAUCAUAGAUUACUUGAAGUAGAACCAAAUGGAAAAUUAUAGAGACCUUGCUCUAAUUUAAUCUUCAGUUACCUAAUUCAUUGAUCAUUUGUAUGGUACUUAAAGACUGCUGUUCUCCUAAACAUUCUGAAGUGUUUAUACUGCAUUCUUGAUGUUGUUUUAGUCUUGUAACAUGACCUGUCUUCAUAAAGCAAGUGUUGACUGUUAUUAUAAUUCCAUUUUGGUGGAGUUUAGUUUCUGCCUUGUAUUCUUUGUGAAAUCUGGCACUGAAUUACACUUGCUCUGUUACUCACCUUCUCCGAACAUUUACAUUUUAAAAAAUGUUGUAAGAGUGUAUUUUUAUUUCUGUGAGGUUUUGGUCUUUGGUCUCCUAGUCCCCGCUCUCCACCGCCCCCUCCGUCUCUGUCUCUCACCUUCUCCCUCCUCCCUUCGUCCCCUUCACUUCCUUCUCCCUCUCUCUCUUUGUCUCUAUCUUGUUUGUGUUCUUAAAGUUUGUAUUUGGGUUGGAGAACCUAAAUAUAGUUAAAAGCCAUCUCUCUUUCCUCUCUUAUAAAGUUCUGUGUUUCUGUUUUAUAUAAGCACCUGUAUUCUUGGCUUUUCUUAAAAAUCAAUGUAAUGUUGAUUUUAUGGUUUGAACUAUUUUGGUGCUUGCUUCAUUAUCUUCCCUACAGAGACCCUUUAAUUUUGCCACUGAAUUGUAGAAAUAUAUCAUGCUUUUAUUAGGUGCAGCAUUUUAUGUUAACAAAAGGAAUACUGUAAUUAAAAUUGGGAUGUGGACAUUUAGUAUAUAAGAGUAUAUUUGUUUGGUUCUCAGUUGCUCAGUGGUGUCUGACUCUUUGUGACUGCAUGGACUAUAGAUGCCAGGCUCCUCUGUCCCUGGGGUUUCCCAGGCAAGAUUACUGGAGUGGGUAGCCAUUCCCUUCUGCAGGGAAUCUUCCCCACCCAGAGAUCGAUCCCAUGUGUCCUGCAUCUCUUGCACUGGCAGGCGGAUUCUUUACCACUGCACCACCUGGGAAGCCCAGUAGUAUAUUUAUAGUUCAUUAUUGCAAAGAUCCAGUUUAUAAAUGCAAAAUAGUGAUGGUUUUUGAAAUAAGCUUUGAAAUGCAGGGAUCUUGAAAGCAGUCUAGGAAUAACAUAGCUUUUUAGAUGAGAUGGCUAGUUACAUCUAUGUGUUUGUAAAGUUUUUUUUUUUUUUAAUAUUAUAAGAUUAAAGUUUUUAAUGGAUGUAGAAGUGGUCCAAACUAUUUAAAUUUUGAAUUAAUAAGACAAAAUUAAACUUAAUAGCCAACCAAAUUCCAGGCUAGGUUUCACAGCUGAUUUCAGUCAAUGAAUUUUCUAUCUAUACUAACCAUUGGACAUUUAAAAAAUAUUUCUGAUAUUUAGAAUUGUUAAUGAUAUACCUGCUUUUGGAUUCACAAGAUUGGCUUAUACCAAUCAUUUUUAAGAAUUAACAUUGGGUAGUUUAUUGAAUACUCUGUUUAUCUUUUCAGUAGUUUUAUUGCUGCUCAGUCAAAAAUACAGUUUCUCAAUGUUAUUUAUAAAUUCUUGUACAUGACUAGUUAUGAUAAAGUAAAUCAGGUAGUUUUAAAAAUCAGUGUGUUUGUUAAUCAUGUGUCUGAUAUGAGCUUAUGGGAUGGUGCUUUUCUUACUUAAAGAAGUGAGGUUCUUUUAGAAUCCUUUUCUACACAUUUUAGACUUUUAGAGUUUGAUUUGGAGAGGUCUUUGGUUGUUACCAUCACAUUUAUCUAAUUUUACUGUUCUAAAGACUGUGAUGCUAUUGAAUGUUGGUUAAAUUGUAUAAUUUUUCCAUGUCUGAUUUUCUUCAUCUAAAAUGGGGGAUAAUAAUAGAACUCCUUUUCUAGGGUUCUCUUGGAUUGGCUGUAAGACAUUUGAAUAAAAAAUGGUUUUUAAGCAUGAAAGUCAUGCAGAGUGGUCCACCCAAAAGGCACUCCUAAUAAAACUAAACAAUUUUAAAUAAGUUGCAUGAACAACCCAUUUCAUGUUAACAAAAAUCAAUAAGAUAAUGGAA
Messenger RNA from Cervus elaphus (red deer), 5519 nucleotides. It is a transcript of the gene DSC2, whose product is annotated as desmocollin 2. Gene Ontology annotation, biological process: homophilic cell-cell adhesion. Lineage: Eukaryota; Metazoa; Chordata; Mammalia; Artiodactyla; Cervidae. Bases 431 to 3160 code for a protein of 909 amino acids. Gene Ontology annotation, molecular function: calcium ion binding. The record is from RefSeq and is a predicted model, not a curated record. The transcript is spliced from 16 exons. Gene Ontology annotation, cellular component: desmosome; plasma membrane.